This is a messenger RNA of Cherax quadricarinatus, 3859 nucleotides long. NCBI's taxonomy places the organism in Eukaryota, Metazoa, Arthropoda, Malacostraca, Decapoda, Parastacidae. The record is from RefSeq and is a predicted model, not a curated record.
AAAUAGAGGCGAAUGGCUGAGUUCCAAAUCGAGGAAGGAGGGGAGAGAGGCGAGGUGGAGUGAAGGUGUAGCCUCCUGCAGCCACUUCAAAUCAACAUGUUUGUGUUUCACUAGCUGGAAGCCACAUUGUAAGGAGCAGUGACAGAAAAUGAAGUGGUUGUUAACUGUGGUAGUGCUGGUGGGGAUCACCGGCGUUCACAACCACACAACCAUCCUGGAGGAGGUCCAGCACCCACGACCCGUCCGUCAGGUCGUCUUUCCAGGUCAAGGAGGCAGGCCAGGAGGGGGGCCAGGAGGCAGGCCAGGAGGCAGGCCAGGAGGCAGGCCAGGAGGGGGUCCAGGAGGGGGUCCAGGAGGGGUACCAGGUGUUCCAGGAAGCAGUGGUUGCAACUGUGUGUACCUUGUGUCCUGCGCUCAGUUCCUGGAUCUGAUCCAGCAGAGCUGUGACCUUGGUGGUGGUGUCCCUGGUGUCUGCUGCCCAGCCUCUGCCGCUGCUGUUGGUUUUCAGGCAGCGCAGGGCAUCGAUAUCAGAAAUAUCUUCUCUGCACCAGCUAGUGUCAGUAUACAGCAGCUGGAUGAAAGCAAGAUGGAACAGUCAAUAAAUACUGGACAGAACUUUAUCAGCAAUAUGGACGAGAUCGAGAAGAGCCUUAUCAAGAACUCCCUCGUCCUGCCCGUGUUCUCACCGGCUGGUCAACAUCUACGAGUCUUCAUCAUCGAUGAAGGAGCAAAGGAGAUGGAUCGCAGGGCUCUGGCUAUUCUUGCAGCUUCUAGACAACUUGCAAAUGAUUUCGACCUGACACCGCGACAAGGAGGACUAGGCUUGAAGUCCACAGCAGUGAGCGGUACACAACUGGAAGACAUGUGUCCACGGGAUCCCAGCUGCACUAGUCCUAACUCCAAGUACCGUACUGCUGAUGGAUCCUGCAACAACCUUGCUAACCCAUCCUGGGGCAAGAGCAACACUCCCAACCAGAGGAUCUUACCACCAACUUAUGAGGACGGAGUGUUUGAACCUCGCUCCAGAGCAGUUGAUGGCUCUCCUCUCCCCAAUGUGCGUCGCAUUAGCAGUAACGUGUUGUUAGACGUAAAUCAGCCAGACGAGGCCUACACAUUGUCCCUCAUGGUGUGGGCACAGCUCAUCGACCAUGAAUUUGCCCAUGUUCCUUUCCCUACUAUGGAUAAUGGAGAUGGAAUUGAAUGUUGUCCUAAUGGAACACUGGUAGCUGAGAACCUUCGUCAUCCAAGGUGCAUGCCCAUUGAUCUCACUGGUGACCCCUUCUAUGGUCCCCAAGGCAGAACCUGCAUGAACUUCGUCAGGAGCAUGGUUGCGGUCAGAACGGGUUCGGACUGCACUUUUGGUCAUGCUGAGCAGCUGAACCAGCUUACACACUGGAUAGACGCCUCUGUGGUGUAUGGCUCCACUCAGGACCAAAUGAAGGACUUGAGGUCAUUCAGUAACGGACUCAUGAAGAUCUCUGGUAACAACCGCUAACCCAUUAACAGACCAGGAGGAGACUGCGAGGCUCGGGAACGUGGAGCUUUCUGCUUCACUGCAGGUGACUCACGAGUGAACGAGCAGCCUAGCUUGACCGGUCUUCACACCCUGUGGGUGAGACAGCACAACCGUGUAGCAGGAGAACUUCAGAGACUGAACCCCCAGUGGUCAGACGAGGCUGUCUUCCAGGAGACCCGCAGGAUCAUCAUUGCUCAGGAACAACACAUCAUUUACAACGAGUGGCUCCCCAUCAUCAUAGGAAGAAACUUUAUGAGAGCCUUUGGUCUGAGUCCUCUUCUUUCGGGCUUCAGCAACGACUACAACCCCAGCAUCAACCCCAACAUGAACAAUGAAUUCUCUGCAGCAGCCUUCAGGUUUGGACACACCCUGGUGCAGGGAACCCUUCGAUUGUUCACGCAAAGUGGCGGUGUUGACACCAUCAGGCUCCGCGACCACUUUAACUCUCCUCAUCUGAUAGAGUUGCAAAAUCGACUGGACGAUGUUGUUCGAGGCUUCACUCAACUUGCUAUACAGAAGUUUGACUCCUUCAUCACACAGGAUUUGUCUAACCAUCUGUUCCAGACUCCCAGGUUUAACUUUGGAAUGGACUUGAUGAGUCUGAACCUUCAACGCGGCCGCGACCACGGCAUCGGCACCUACAACAGCUUCAGAGAGAUCUGUGGUCUGCCGCGCGCUCGUACCUUCAACGACCUCUUAGAUCAGAUCAAUCCUGAAAACGUUCGAAAACUAGCCAGAGUUUACAAGAGUGUUGAUGAUAUUGACUUCUUCGUGGGUGGAAUCACUGAGAGGCCUGUACCUGGCAGUCUCCUGGGCUGGACCUUCCUCUGUGUCGUGGGAGACCAGUUCGCCAGACUCAAGAAGGCAGAUCGAUACUUCUACGACCUCAGAGGACAACCAGGCUCCUUCAGCGAAGCUCAGCUGCAGCAAAUCCGUCUCUCCUCAUGGGCCAGGAUCAUAUGUGACAACGCCAACAUUGCGGCCGUCCAACCACUCGCUUUCAGGCAGACAAACAGCAGAUUUAACCAGCCAGUGGCGUGUAAUAAUCCAAUCAUCCCACGACCUGUGUGGUCACCUUGGCGCGGGGAGACUGUUGUUGUCUAGCUGUUGUGCUGUGUGGCUCUCAUGGUACCUUGCCUCUUUCAUGGUACCUAGCUUCUCUCAUGGUACCAUAUCUCUCUCAUGGUACAUUGCUUCUCUCAUGAUACCUUGCCUCUCUCAUGGUACCUUGCCUCUCUCAUGGUACCUUGCCUCUCUCGUGGUACCUUGCAUCUAUCAUGGUGCCUAACUUCUCUCAUGGUGCCUUGCCUCUCUCAUGGCGCCUUGCCUCUCUCAAGGUCCCUAGCUUCUCUCCUGGUACCUUGCAUCUCUCCUGGUGCCUUGCAUCUCUCAUGGUACCUUUCCUCUCUCAUGGCACCUUGCCUCUCUCAUGGUACCUUGCCUCUCUCAAGGUCCCUAGCUUCUCUCAUGGUACCUUGCCUCUCUCGUGGUACCUUGCCUCUAUCAUGGUGCCUAACUUCUCUCAUGGUGCCUUGCCUCUGUCAUGGUGAGUAACUUCUCUCAUGGUACCUAGCUUCUCUCAUGGUACCCUGCCUCGCUCAUGGUACCCUGCCUCUCUCAUGGUACCUUGCCUCUCUCAUGGUACCUUGUUUCUCUCGUGGUACUUUGCUUCUCUCCUGGUACCUUGCCUCUCUCAAGGUACCUUGCCUCUCUCAAGGUACCUUGCCUCUCUCAAGGUCCCUAGCUUCUCUCAUGGUACCUUGCCUCUCUCGUGGUACCUUGCCUCUAUCAUGGUGCCUAACUUCUCUCAUGGUGCCUUGCCUCUCUCAAGGUCUCUAGCUUCUCUCAUGGUACCUAGCUUCUCUCAUGGUACCUAGCUUCUCUCCUGGUACCUAGCUUCUCUCCUGGUACCUAGCUUCUCUCCUGGUACCUAGCUUCUCUCCUGGUACCUAGCUUCUCUCCUGGUACCUAGCUUCUCUCAUGGUACCUAGCUUCUCUCCUGGUACCCUGCCUCUCUCAUGGUACCUAGCUUCUUUUAGGGCACCUAGUUCCACGGUCUCUGAUGAGACACUGCUCUAUUGCCUUGCAUAUUCUCUCACAGACUACUUGCUGUGUGUUCCUGACCUUAAAUUAUGAAUGACACGAGGGUGACAUGAGGGUGACAUGUGGGUGGCAUGAGGGUGACAUGAGGGUGACAUGAGGGUGACAUGAGGGUGACAUGAGGGUGACAUGAGGGUGACAUGAGGGUGACAUGAGGGUGACAUGAGGGUGACACGAGGGUGACACGCUUGACCAGUCACUCCACACCUCCUUUUUAAUAUAAAUAAAUAAAAAAUACGAAGU